AAUCAAACCAACGUGCAGGAGUUCAUCCUCCUGGGCUUUCCCGGCACUUGGUAUUUCCGGGUGGCCCUUGCUGUGCUGUUUUCUGUGAUAUACGUCUUAACGAUCCUAGCGAAUAUGUCCAUCAUAGCCCUAGUGAGGACCCACUCACGCCUCCACACCCCCAUGUACUUCUUCCUCUGCAAUCUCUCCUUCCUUGAGAUCUGGUACACCACAGCAUGUAUUCCCAAGGCCAUUGCUGUCAUGUUGGACACAAGCCAAACUAUCUCUUUCACUGUCUGCCUCCUGCAAUUGUUUUUUCUCCUCUCCAUGGGUGCCACAGAAUGUUUUCUCCUGGCUGUCAUGGCCUAUGACCGCUAUCUGGCCAUAUGCCAGCCAUUGCACUACAUCUUCCUCAUGAACAGCACCUUCUUUACUCAGCUGGCACUCCUCUCUUGGCUGUGUGGGUUCCUGUAUGUCUCUGUGCUGGCAGUUCUAAUAUCCAGGUUGUCUUUCUGUGGCCAUAAUGUCAUCAAUCAUUUCAUUUGCGACAUAGAUUCAUGGAUCGUGCUUUCCUGUGCCAAGACGAAUCUCAUUGAGCUGGCAACUUUCAUCGACUCAUUCAUUGUUGUCAUGGUCUCAUGCACAAUAACCCUGGUCUCCUACAUUUUCAUUAUCUCCACCAUCUUGAGAAUCCCUUCAGCCCAAGGCCGGAAAAAGGCCUUUUCCACUUGCUCGGCCCACCUCACUCUUGUGACUAUCUGGUACUGCUCUGGUAUUUUUCUGUAUGUCAAGCCUUCUGCACAGAAAUCGUUGAAUUUGAAUAAAACUAUCAACAUCUUUAACACUAUGGUAACUCCACUACUGAACCCUUUUAUUUACACUCUAAGAAACAAAGAGGUGAAGGAAGCCUUGGGAAAGAUAAUUAGGGGCAUGUAA
Molecule: messenger RNA, 915 nt
Organism: Gopherus flavomarginatus (Mexican gopher tortoise)
Lineage: Eukaryota; Metazoa; Chordata; Testudines; Testudinidae
Product: olfactory receptor 6F1-like
Exons: 1
Coding region: 115-915 (266 amino acids)
Biological process (GO): G protein-coupled receptor signaling pathway
Cellular component (GO): membrane
Molecular function (GO): G protein-coupled receptor activity; olfactory receptor activity
Source: RefSeq, a predicted model, not a curated record